AUGAAGUCCUUCUCUGUGAUCUUAGUUCUUGCCGUCGUGGUAGCUGUAUCUGGCAGCGAGCGUCCAAAGCGUUCUUUGGAUGCUUUGCUGAGCCUUAAAUCGAGCCUUUUGGGUUCUUUGGGAGGUGGUGGCGGCGGUGGCGGCGGCGGUGGUGGCGGCGGUGGUGGCGGCGGCGGUGGAUACUCUGGUGGAUCAUCCGGUGGAUACUCCGGUGGUUCAUCCGGUGGAUACUCCGGUGGUUCAUCCGGUGGAUAUUCCGGUGGAUCAUCAUACAGUGCUCCUUCUGUCGUCUACGUUAAAGAAGUUAGCUCCGGCGGUGGAUCAUAUGGAGGUGGAUAUAGCGGCGGUCAUCAAUCAGAAGGCUACUCCGGUGGAUACUCCGGCGGUUACUCCGGUGGUUCAGGAGGUGGUUACUCAAGCGGAGGCUACUCAAGCGGUGGCCACUCAGGCGGUGGUUACUCAAGCGGUGGCUCAGCUCCAAUCACCAUUGUUAAAGUUAUCGGUUCCGGUGGUAGCGGCGGUGGAUACUCCAGCGGUGGAUACUCCGGCGGUGGUUACUCUGGCGGCCAUGGAGGUAGCUCAUACGGUGGCAGCUCAUAUGGAGGCAGUUCAUAUGGAGGCAGCUCAUACGGCGGUGGCUCCCAUGGAGGCUACAGCUCCGGAGGUUACGGUGGCGGCAGUUCCAGCCCUAAAUUAUCUAUCAUCAAGAUUAUCAGCAGCGGAGGAGGCGGUGGUGGCUACUCAAGUGGAGGUAGUGGCGGUAGUGGAGGUGGUUACUCCAGUGGAGGUUACUCCAGCGGAGGAGGAUACUCCUAUGGUGGUGGUCGCGGUGGUUCCUCAAGCGGAGGCUGGGGUAAAUCAGGAUGGUAGAUAUAACAACGAAAACGACCGAAGUUUAAUUUAUUAAAAUUAUUUCCUGCGAUGAAGUGCAAAUAAAUAUAACUUAAAAUUAAUG
Molecule: messenger RNA, 955 nt
Organism: Episyrphus balteatus (marmalade hoverfly)
Lineage: Eukaryota; Metazoa; Arthropoda; Insecta; Diptera; Syrphidae
Product: loricrin-like
Exons: 1
Coding region: 1-870 (289 amino acids)
Source: RefSeq, a predicted model, not a curated record